GCCGGGAAGGCCGUGGUGCCCCCGGAGGGGAAGAAGCAGAAAAGGGGGGGCCUCGAGAUGAAGGAGGCCCAGUUGUUAUUGUCGAGGAGCAUUCCUCCUCCGAGCCCCCGGUCCAAGCCCCCGGGCUGGCAUGGCCCCAAGAUAAUGUGCAGUUCUCCAUUACCAAGGGGGCUGCCAUUAUGCAUGCGACGUUGAACCCGAGGGAGUUCUUGAGGGGUGCCACCCCCCGACGGAUAAGUCUGUGCUCUCCCGACAAGCCAAUGAUGCCCUCUGUUCCAAGAUCCUUCAGGCCUCGGUCACUGCAAGCCUCGGCCUUGGUGAACUCACCCAGAGGAUGGAACGUUAUGCCCUUCAGAAGCAGAAGGAUGAUGAAGCCUUGGCUGUGGCCCAAAGGCGGCUUUGGGAGGCAGAGGAGGCUUCCAGAGUUGAGAGGGCGGCCUUCGAAAAAAUCCUUGAAAAUGCCAAGGUACUGGCAAAAGCCGAGGGGAGGGCUGAGGCUGAGAAGGCAGCCGCUGAGUCCGCUAAGAAGGCUGCUGAAGAUGCCGAGAUUGCCAAGAAGGAGGCGGUGGGGGAAGCGGUGGCCGCCUUCGUCGCCGAGGUAUGGAAAGUCGAGGCCCAGAAAGCGUGGGUGGCUGCGGUUGUUGAGGCCUCCAUAGAGGAAUGGGUGAGAGGCCCCGGGGUGAUGUGGCUGGCCCAGAAGGGGAAAGAAUAUUAUGAUGGGAGUGAGUACUUCACUCAAGCCCUCAUCUACCGGAGGCUGGCCAGGCAUCUGGGAACAGACCCGUCAGCAUUUGACCCGGAGGCUUAUGGGCUCCCCCCUCUUCAGCCAGACACCAGAGUUCCCCUCCCCGAGGGCAUUGACAGGCCAGAUCUCGAGGACACCGUCCUGAUGGCGGAAUGUAGUGACGAAGAAGAAGAUGUUGUGGGUGAUGCUACGUCGAAGCCUGCCGACGGAGGCGAUGCUGCUGUCAAUGAUGAUGUCGUUAUUGUGUAGUCUUUAAAAAAUUCUUCUCCUUUUUUUUGUAACGAACAUGUACA
This is a messenger RNA of Cuscuta europaea, 1038 nucleotides long. NCBI's taxonomy places the organism in Eukaryota, Viridiplantae, Streptophyta, Magnoliopsida, Solanales, Convolvulaceae. The record is from the annotation of a GenBank genome assembly.